Didymella exigua CBS 183.55 is the source of this 3066-nucleotide messenger RNA. Its product is annotated as ARM repeat-containing protein. The record is from RefSeq and is a predicted model, not a curated record. Gene Ontology annotation, cellular component: cytosolic [4Fe-4S] assembly targeting complex. Bases 1 to 3066 code for a protein of 1021 amino acids. The transcript is spliced from 2 exons. Lineage: Eukaryota; Fungi; Ascomycota; Dothideomycetes; Pleosporales; Didymellaceae. Gene Ontology annotation, biological process: iron-sulfur cluster assembly.
AUGUCAGAUAUCCAGCAGUACCUGUUGGACUAUGACCGAAAUAAGAAGGAGGCCACUGCCACGGCGCAGCGCAGUGCGAACCAACUGCAAAGUGGCCAAUUGAAGCUUCUGAGCCUCAUUGGGACUCUUGGGGAGUACUUCAAUAGCGAAGAUGGCGCCAUACGGUCGAAGACGAUUUCCUACCUGGCCGAAGUGCUAGCUGCGAUCCCCCAUAAAGUACUCUCUCUCCAGCAGCGCAAUCUGCUCACCGACUUCGUACUAUCGCGAACAGAAGACAGCGAGGGCUUGAGCUCAUGUGCAAAAGCGUUGCUGGCACUGGAAGAGCUGGGCAAAUGGGAUGACGGCCGAGUGGUGGCUAUUGUGGAAGCUCUGCUCCGCACCACGCACCCUCUACGCCAGUACAAACUGCAGACCGAACGAUACCCCGUGCUUCAACUCAUCGACAUACUGAUGGCUAAGUACCGGGAACCUCUGCAACAACACCACACAGAGUCAGGCGACUUUUUGCCUCGGUUCAUAUCGUACUUCGAUGGUGAAAAAGACCCGCGCAACCUUAUGGUUGUCUUUUCGAUCUUGCGGGUCCCCAUGACGGAGUGGCCCAUCGGUGCAGAUGCUCAGGAGCUUUUUGAUGCAGUCUUCAACUACUUCCCAAUCACAUUCCGACCGCCGCCAGACGACCCAUACGGUAUCACCGCGCAAGAUCUCAAGGACCGCCUGCGGGACUGCAUAUCUUCGACCCCAGAUUUUGCGCCGUACGCUUUCCCGGCUUUGCUUGAUAAGCUCGACUCGACGUCUAUGAACACAAAGCGCGAUGUACUACAGGCCAUCACUGCAUCGGUUCAAGAAUAUGGUCCUCGAACAAUAUCGCUGUACUCGAUCACACUCUGGGAUGCCCUGAAGUUUGAGAUCCUGAAUGUUCAAGAGGAGGACCUGGCCGAAGAAGCUUUGAACGGCCUUGCUGCGAUUGCACAAACCCUGUCGCAGGGAGCCGGUGGACCACUCAUCGCCUACUUACGGCCCAUCAUCAAAGAAUGCAAUGAGCACCUUGAGGAUGCACCGACGAAACAAUCACAGGCAUCUGCACGGAUAUUACACAAUAUCUCACAAGUGUCUCCUGAAGUUAAUAACAUUCUACUGGCGGGCGUGUUACCUACUCUGUUCUUGCUCUUCCAGAACGCAGACACGAUGGCGAAAAGGAGAGGCUUGUUAGAGGUGCUGAUCCAGCUCAUCAAGGCCAAUGUUGCCAUCUAUGGCGACUGGCGCGUGCCGGGGCCCGCCGGAGAUCAAGUAGCGACCAAUGCCUUGAAGGGGUUCAGGGACCAAAUGUUGGAGGUUCUCCUUAACGGCCUGGAGUCGGCACCAGCUAAAGAGGUCUCGUUCAGGCUGGUCUGUCUAGACGGACUCCUUCAGCUCUCGAAAGCACGACAACUAUUGGGUGACGAAGACCUUGGCAGGGCGAUACAAAUAUUGCAAAACGUUGUCAUCCACGAGGAGUCCUACGGCAAGGACGAAGUCAAAGAAGCUGCCGUGAGCGGUAUCGUGGAUUUCGCGCAUCAAAAGCCCCAGAUUGUUGUCGAUAAAGCCUUCCCUGCCUUCUUGGCGCAGCUGCCGGAUAGCGACGCCGACGGCACCAAGAGCUACUCAUCCGUACUGGAGGCCUUUGCAAAGCUCGCAAGCGAAGAGAAGGUCUUUGACACGGUUCUUAUCAGGCUCAAGAACAAGUUUGGCACAGCAGUAAAACAGGGUGCGUCUUCGACUUACCUUGUCGCACUACUAUCAGCAAUUCUCUAUGCCCUCAACCAAGGUGAGGCGAAGCUCUCGCAAAGCCCUGGAACCUCCACAUACUACAACGAUAUCGCAUUUCCUUUGCUUCAACAAGCAUCCAGUUCCGAGUCGUCGCACCCAACCGUAUUCAACGAUGAAAGCACAUUGGAUUUGGUUGGGCGGAUAUGCGGCAUCAUCAUCAAGUCGCAAACAGCAGAGUCGCAAAAUGCGAUCGGACAAGAACUGUACACCCUCUUCCGUGGGACACCGCAAUCACAGUUGCCGCCCUUUAACUUCAGCGGCGCAUUAGAAAUGGACAAGACCAUGAUCAUUAGCACCCAUCUCUUGGCAUCGUUCAGGAAGGAAACUGCUCUUCCCUGUGAACUGCAACUCCUCAUCACAUCACUAGCCGAGUACGCACAACAACCGCACCUGACGGUUCCUGUCCGAUCAGCCUCCCUGCGCCAGCUAUCCUUGAUUAUCAACAAGUACUACUCAGCAUCUGGCCUCAGGACAUGCAUGGAUCCUCUAGUAUCCAAGUUCGACCUCUUCAGCAGUGAAAAAUUAGACAUCCAGCGCAUACGCGUGAUCUUCGCCUGCUUGAAGGGCAUUGUCCCGCGAAGCAGCCCUGCGCUUAACACACUAUACCCCACAGUGCUCUCACUACUAUCACAUCCACAGCAUGGCAGCACAGUCGCACACGGUUUCACAACAUUACUGCAGCCCGACGACCUGUUGACGAAGCAAAACCACUGCCAGAUGUCGGGCUUGCACAAGCAAAAGAGCUUCGCUCUCCUGGUGCCCAAUAUCACCCAAUCCUUCCGCGAGGCGUCAUCGGAGACAAAGCCAAACUACCUCAUCGCUCUCAGCGGCGUGCUGAGAUGGAUGCCAUUCGAUAUCGUCGUCGAAGAAGUCAAGCAGCUAGUCACUCUGCUGCUGCAGUCACUUGAUCUCAAGGGCAUCGACAUGGUCAAAGAAGCGACAAUCAGCACACUAACCUCAACGCUGGCUGAGAAGCCGAAGACGCUUGAAGAGCACAGCGGCAGCCUCAUCUCUCGUCUUCUUGCCAACGCCACGGUCAACAACGGCUCGCCUCCGCCAGCCAAUGUGCGAGUUGCUGCACUGAAGUGUCUGACGCUGGUGCCGGAGAAGUUUGCACAGGAAACCGUGCUGCCGUACCGGAGACAGGUGGUCAAGAAGCUGACAGCCGCGCUGGACGACAAGAAGAGAGAGGUCAGGAGUGCGGCAGUCAGGUGUCGUGCGAAGUGGUUGGAGAUCGAUGAGGCGGGCGAUGAUGAUUAG